GCGGCGGCAGACACAGCCCCGGAGCGGGGCCGCGGCGGGCCGGGGGAGGCGGCGGAGGAUGGAGGAGGAGAUGCAGCCGGCGGAGGAGGGGCCCAGCACCCCCAAAAUCUACAAGCAGCGGGGCCCCUACAGCGUCCUGAAGACCUUCCCCGGGAAGCGGGCGGCGCUGGCCAAGCGCUACGAGAGACCCACCAUGGUGGAGGUGCCCCGCGGGCGCGGAGCGGGGCAGCCCUUCCCGCACGCCGCCGAGCCGCUGCCCUACGCGCCGCACGGCCCCUUCCCCAACGGGCCCGCCCGCCCCGCCGCCGCCCCCGGCGCUGCCCAGGGCCACCCCCGCCCGCCGCCGCCGCCGCCGGCCCCGAGCUCCUCGGGCCGCUACGGCCCCUGCCCGGCGGCGGCGGGGGGCGGCGGCGCGGAGCUGAGCGCAGAGAGUCGAAUGAUUCUGGAUGCCUUUGCCCAACAAUGCAGCCGGGUUCUAAGUCUCUUAAAUUGUGGUGGAAAACUACUGGACAACAACCACUCUCAGUCCAUGAUUUCUUGUAUAAAGCAGGAAAACCCAAAUUAUAGUGAAAGACAAGAGCAAUGUCAGCUUGGGAAAAUGGUCCAUAGUCAGACGUCAGACAUUUUAGACAUAGAGAUGCAGUAUAUGCAAAAGAAGCAACAAACCUCAGCCUUUCUGAGAGUUUUUACCGAUUCCCUUCAGAACUAUUUGCUUUCUGGGAGCUUUCCUUCUCAGAACACCUCAUCAGUAAAUGAUUUUAGCCAUUUGGCAGAUGUGGAUCCACUUUCAACCUCUCCAGUACAUACUUUAGGUGGAUGGACAUCUCCAGCAACAUCUGAAUCUCAUGGUCACCCAUCAUCUUCUACACUUCCAGAGGAGGAAGAGGAGGAAGAGGAAGAAGGUUACUGCCCUCGAUGUCAAGAGCUAGAGCAGGAGGUAAUUUCAUUGCAACAAGAAAAUGAGGAACUUCGUAGAAAAUUGGAGAGCAUUCCAGUGCCCUGCCAGACUGUUUUAGAUUAUUUGAAGACUGUACUUCAGCAUCACAACCAGCUUAUGGUACCACAGCCAACAGACCAUCCGACUGAGGGGAGCAAGCAGUUGCUGAACAACUACCCUGUCUACAUUACUAGUAAACAGUGGGAUGAGGCUGUAAAUUCUUCCAAGAAAGAUGGACGACGGCUCCUUCGCUAUCUCAUCAGAUUUGUUUUCACAACCGAUGAGCUUAAGUACUCAUGCGGCCUUGGAAAAAGGAAAAGGUCAGUGCAGUCAGGAGAGACAGGUCCUGAAAGACGUCCUCUGGAUCCAGUAAAAGUAACAUGUCUCAGAGAAUUCAUUAGGAUGCAUUGUACUUCCAACCCGGACUGGUGGAUGCCAUCCGAAGAGCAAAUAAACAAGGUAUUCAGUGACGCAGUAGGACAUGCUCGUCAAGGGCGUGCAGUGGGGACUUUUCUUCACAAUGGGAACUCGUAUUACGAAGGGACUGACCAUCCAGGAUCACAGGAUGAAGUCUUCAAUAGAGGUAUGCAAGAUGGAUCUGCUGAUUGAUGGCAGUGAGAAGAACCUCAUACAACAGUAGCAACCACUUAAUUUAGGAGAGACUGUUUGUUAAACAUACUUAUCCUGCUGUCAUUUAAGAGUCCAAAGCAUGUUUGAACACAUACUGCCUACAUUUCAGCUUCUCCAUCCUACCAUGUCCCAGUUAACUGAAAGAAAUACAUUUCAAGACCUGCUCUAUGGGACUUCUCAGUGCCUAUUAUUUCCAAAUCCUUCAUAGCACCCUCAAAGGGAAAUUGCAGUUCAUUUCAUCUAGUUCCAGAGGAAAGGUAAUUUAAAAACUAUGAAAAUGUCAAAAGAAACAGGAGCUACUAUCUCAUCUGCCUAUUGCUAACAAGCCCAGGUCUGGACACAGGACAGCUGGGUACCCUUUGCUUUCCCUGUGUAGGAGAUGUAAGAACAACUCUGCACACUUACUAAAAAAAAAAGCAGUCUCCCAUUUCCUAACAGAAAAUAAUGUAAUUAUAGAUGCUACCUUAAAAUACCACACAAGAUGGAAAAUUCAGGGACUUCCUUUAGCCAGCUGCCAAGGAAAUUAAGCUUCCCGGGUAAAACAGCAGCACUUGUCAACAGCAGAAUCCUUCAAAGACCCAGAACAAUAACAGGCACUUCUAAUAGAUAAAAAUUGCUUUGUAUAACAGAUAGACACUGUAUUUAUCUAGAUUUAUAGGGGAUUAGAGUUGAUCAUGACAGUUUUCAUUAAAAUAAGAUUGCUAAAAACAAAUUGCCAUUUCAGAAGACAGGUUUUGCUUUGUCUGUUCCUAUUCUACAGCCAUAUUAUGUAGCUUUAGAGGCUUUAAAUUGCCUUUUCUUGGUUUUGCUUUCAUUUGUGUUUUAUAUCCAUUCCUUGAAAUAAAUGAGGCAGCGUGCUGGUCUUAACAGUCAGAUGCUCAGUGUUCCAUUCAGGGAGAAGCUGGGUAAGAAAAGCCAACUUACAACUUGUGUUGUAGUUAAACCUGGGGUCCAGGCUGAGAGCUGUAAGAAAAGAGCUGUACUAGAGCAGAAUUGUACUAGAGCAUACAACAUCGGAAGCAGAUACCAAAUUGAAAAAAAAAAAAAAAAACCACAAAAAAAACCCCACAACAAAUCAGUCCACUGAAAACCUUUAAUUUUAAAGGCUUGGGAGUCCACUGUCCCUCCAAAUUGAUGCACUGCAGAAAUUAUACAAUGCCAAAGAAACGAUACCCUUUCCUUCCCGUGUCAGGGUGUUUCCAUCUCCUUUCCCUUGUCCGGUUGCUCAGGCCAGUGCUGGUGCCCUUCGCAGCCCGAACCAGCUCUCCUCGAGGCCACGUUUCCCCACUGGCCCAUACAGGGAACUGCUUUUUGGGAAGAAAGUUCACUUUGCUUUUGACCAUCCUUAGUGCUACCUCAUCAGCGUUGGCUCUCCUGAACGUGUGUCUCAUACUCCCCAGCUUUCCUAACCACCUUGUGCAAGCGACGAGAGAAGCUACUAAUUGCUCCUUUUACCCUUCUCCUUCCCGACGGCCUCCCCGCGCACCGGGCAGGGCAGGAGGCACCUGGCCCCUUCCUCAAAGCUCGGGAAGGGCCCUCUGGGGCGAAGCGCUCCUUUCGCUCCGGCCUGAUGGCGGAUGGAGGACUGAGGCAGCCCCCCGGGGCUCAGCUCACCCACCCGAUAGUCUCUUCCCACCGUUUGCCACCUCUUUGCCUGCGGUUGUGACCCGUCCCUCACAGCCGGCCGGCAGGACGUCUUGGGACAUAGGGUCACCGUGCACCGCUGUAGAGGGGACCUUGCUCGGCUGGGAUGUGCUUUAGGCCCUUAAAUGUCUGAUACCUCUCAAUUAACUUUAUUUGUGGUGACUUUUACAAGGGGGUUGGAAGGCACUCACUUGCCCCAGCCUAACUCAGAAGUUUUCUGAAAGGGAACAAGCAGUUUAGUCACGCUGCACGCACCAGGCCGAGGGGUUUGGGAGAGCAUCCCUCACCAGGGGCAGGAGAUGACUUUCUUUGAGCUGUCAACGGUGCAUGGUGGCCUCUGGAGGAGAAACUCGGUGUAUAGAAAUGUCACGGUACAGCUAUCCUACAGUAGCUUUUCAGUGUUGAACUUACACUUUUUUUAAAAGAACUGUAAUAGAAGAUGUUACAUUGCUCAGAUGGUGUAAGUCUUGCUGGUCUAUGUUUAAUGUGGUGACACUUGCCAGAACUACUUGGUAAAACAUGUCAGAACGUGUGAGUCAACAUUAUACUGUAAAUUUGUCCACGGCGAUAUGUAUCAUGCUGUAUUUUUGUAAACAUUGUGAUGGUUUCCUUUCAAAUGGUUAAUUGUAUGAGGUUAAAAAUACAAACGCUUCAUUUUUAACAGUCACAGAACGAAUUACUGGACUGGACAGACCUCUCUCACUUAAUAACCUAAAGAUUUGCUGAAAUAACUAGUAAGCCUAGCUUUAUUUUUUAGUGUAAAAAAUGUAGCCAGCGUCCUGGAACCACUCAAUCCUCUGCUCUCAUAUUGUGCAAAGUAACCAAAUGUAUAGUGCUUCAUCCUGAAAGCCACUCUGGCAGUAGAAAUGGCUUUGCAGGUUUGGACCUUUCUUUACAAACAAAGUUUUGCCCUCAGUUGCUUGCAUGCACUGGCCAGUGACAUGAAUCGGUAGUCACAGACAGGCAUUAGCAGACACCAGCUCAUUUUUUUUGGUUCAUGUUUCCUUUUAAAAUAAUGGAGUACGACAACUUUUCUCAGUUGUCUUUGUAUCCAUCGUGGCCACUCGACUCUUGACCCACCAUUUUAAAAACAAAAAACCCAAACCGUUCACAACAGCUUACUCCGAUUAUAUUCGUUCAUGAAGCAUUAUAAAUUCAUUCACAUUGAAGUGUCUACAUACCUGCAAGAUGUUAGGUAUAAUAGCGUGGGACCUGAAGUAAUAGAUAGCACAUAAGCCCUUGCAGAGCAAGAUAUCCAUACUUAAGCAGUGUGCUUUGAAAGUCAGCACAUCCCUUCCCAGCUAUGGAUGUAGACAGCAGGCUUGCAACAGAAGGAAACUGCUAUCUAUCAUGUCACUCCAGAAAGUCCCAGGAGGAUAGAGAUUCUUGUCUUAUCAUUCCAUACUCUUUAAUCUUACUGUCAUUUAUGUAUCUGCCUUCUCUCAAACUUUGUGUAGCAGUACCACACGCCCAUCUGUGCCAACAUGCCUUCGCUAUAUUUUCUAUGACAAAUAUUUGUGGAGAAACUGUGAUUAAAAAACCAUUAAUCCUGAUAUUUUUAUUGUUAUGGUGUAGUUAAUUCUAUGAAUACUUUCUAAUGAUGAUUGUACUGUGUAGAGUAAGUACAGGUUAGGGAUAGACCUUUACCAGAUAUUGUACAAAAGAAGUGCAUAGUGUAAUAUAGACUAGUAAGGUUUUUGUGACAAUUUCUAUAGGAUGUGUGAAUUGUUUUCUAUGUGGCAACACACAUUUCUUUUAAAGAAUAUAAAAACUUAGAGAAUUUUUUAAACAGUCAAUAUUUUUUAAUUAUAAAGACAUUUGUUACCUACAGUUUACUAUUUCAGGUGUUAAUUCUAAUUUGAAUAUUGGUUUUAUUACUGCAUACCUCCAGUUCCAUUUGUUCUGUUGCAUAAAAAUGCACAAUAAAAGUUAGUCUCUGGUUAACCCCUCUCUCUCUCGGCGUUGCUGUGUUGGUGUGACAGCCAUUGCAACUGGUUCUCACUAUAAAUAUAUAUUAAAAGUUUUAGGCUCAUAUUUACAUAAAAAGCUAGAGGGUUGUCUUUUGCAUUAAAUUCUUGUUUGGUGUGAAGCACUGGCAAGUGCAGUGAAAGAUUAUGAAUUCAAGUAUGAAUAUAAUAUAAAUCAUUUUCACCUCAAAAUACAACCACAUAUAUUUAUGUGCUGGUUAGAUAGAAAGACUGCUCAGAGAAAGUACCCAUCUGCAAUCUUAAGACCUGGAUUUUCAAGCAGUGAAGUUUAAAUCCCAUUUUAAUUCAAAAUUCAGUGAUGGCUGAAUGUCUCCCGUUCUCUUCAACGCUUUAGAAAAUCCCAACUCCAAAUAAUUUGUAGAGGAAUUACAGUGACAAACAUUCACCAUGGCAAACCCCUUCUGCUGGGCUGUGAAGCCAGACGGGUCAGACUGCAGGCUGGUGCCAUUCAUUAGAAAUGCUUGCCAAAUGUUUCCAUUAUAAAACAAACAUUUCAGGUGCCUGUAACGUUGCGAAACUAACAGGGGUUGGGCCAGGAUUUUCUGGAUCCAGGCUUCAGCCUACUGAGUUUUUUGUGAAAGUCCUUAUUGGUGAAAAGCCUUAUUAGUAAGAUCCUCACCAAAAUAAUUCACGUGAUUUUGAGAAAUGUAUGUAAAAAACUGUGUUAAUCCCUCUGAAAAAAAUUGUCUCUGGAACUUCUCUUUGGAACGCUCUGACUUAGACUUUUUGAUGGGGCAGUACAGGCAGGGAACUGGCAGGGAAGGAGAGCAUGUAGGUAAGGAACCGGAGCAGCAACUGGGUUUCUGAAGCUUGGAAAGAUUCCCAGAGAGAUUAGGUCUAAUAGUGGAGUCCAUAAGCAGCUGGUAAGCGUGAGAGGUAGCGACUGGGGCUGGACAGGCAGAGAAAGGGUAAGGAAGAAGUCCCUGGGAUGGGGGAGAACCAGGCCUGGGAAAUAAGGGGAACUGGCAGCACAGUUGGCUGGUCCUUCAGAAGCAUGGCCCACCACUGCCGGCAGUUACGCCUUUGCUCAAGUACAAAGAUGUCCCCGAAGAGAACCUGUAACUUCAAAGUCAGCCAUUGAAUUUCAUGCAUAUAAAGGAAUUUCAUUUUUACCUCAUUUGUUUAGAACAAGCUCAUGUGCAAGCUCGCUGUAAUGAAAGUCUUCGUAAUCUUACUUUAAUAAAACUAUUCAAGUUGCAAAAUCUAGCCCUCAGGAGUUCAGCUAGGCAGGAACUGCCGUGUUCUCUGCCACCUUCCCUGUGCUGAGGCAACACUGUGACCGAAGCAGUCAGUCCAGGACAAGUUUCAGAAUAAGAAGUGCAUCAGAGUCCCAGGGAACACAGCACGACGUGGCACAUUUCAACCUUCAUCCCACUGUGCCCAAAACUGGGAUGGUUCUACCUCUUCUUCCAUAGUGGGAUUGUGUGCGAAGGCUGGUGUUACUGAAGAACCAGAGCUAUAGUGCCAAGCACAACAGAAAAGCCCUUGAAGACGGUAACAAGCCUGCCCACAGACUAGCUUCAGCGCAUGCAGUACAUAAAACCAGGCCACCGAUCAAGGAUAAAACCAAACAGUAAACCACUGCUGAAGAAGCAGCACCCUCCUCAAAUGGCUGAGGCUCUGGGCAACAACAGCAUUGUAGAGAUAACGACUCCCAGGCAUAAGCAGACCGAGAUACUUUUGCACAGCAGCAUUCAUUUUGCUCUCUCCUAACAUCCGAGGCCUUAAGAUACUGCCUUUGCAACAUUCCCUUCUCAUACCUUUGCAAUCAAGUAGCUCACACAGCACAGGCACCACCACCACAAGGUGAGUGCUGACCUGCAAAGUUUAGCUUUGGUUUGUAAACAUGCGCAUAGACAAUAUCUCAAAACAACCAGGGAAGAACGAACCUCCCUUGCCUUACCUGGUACUUAUGCUCAUCUGCGCCAUGGGUGACAGAUGGCCCCCAGGUGCUUCAGCAGGAGGAAAGCAUGAGCACAGCUCCAGAUGACAGUCAUAUAAAUCUUUGUUAUUGAUACAGCAAACCAAUACCACUGAUGUGACUUAGGCACUCACUCCUUGAGUGGGGCCGGUUUAAACCAAAGUUUCUGUCUUGGUUAUUUCCUAGCAAGUUCGUGCAUGAACAGCUCUCCAGAGAUAAAUCCUCCCUGCUGCAGCUUGCAGUCCCUCGGUAUGCUUGGCAGAUCUCUGUAUAUGACCUUACCCUGUGAAUACAAAAACCCUCCUCAAAGACUCUUCAACACCUGAAGUAGAAAAGCACCUUCCAUUGCAGAUGUAUGGCAUUAACAGGGGGGAAAAAAAAAUAUCCACCAGCAGAUUAAUUAUCUGAGUCAAGAGAAAAAAAAAAUCUGACAUGAACUUAGAUAACAGCAUUGGGGAAAAAGCUAAAAAACCUUUUGUCCUUAAACUCUCCCACUCAUCUGGCAGAUAUAAUUGCCACAGCCAAGGCAGUCUUUGUAGGAAAAUGGAAAGAAACAGGUUUGUUAAUGACUCAAAGUAGUUUCCCAUUAGUAAAGUUAAUAUUAAAUUUAAUUCUCAUUUAGGAACAAGGUCAGUAACACAGCAGAAAAAGUCUAAUUAACCCUUUCAAAAAUGCCUUGUAGUAACGUGAGUGAAAAACUGAAGUCUUCUUGCAAAAGGAUGAGAACCUGAAAGAGCUAACAACUGAACUACUUACUGAACUGAUGGAAAGAGGGAUUUUUUUCUAAAGGAUAAUCCAAAAUGAGAAGCAGAGCAGCAAGCAGUUCUAACACAAGUCUCUUGACAAAAGGAACGUGAAGGAAACACCUAGGCUACCUUUCUCAUCCACAGCAUCAGGAAGACAGUUCCAGGGUGUGGCUAAUCAUUGAGGGGAAAAAAAAAAAUCAGCCUUGGCAGGUUUGUGAACCCACCAAACACUAGCUAGAGCAUUGCUGCACAUCUCCCCCAAUGACCCAGAAGUGUCUAAUCGUCGCCUGAGCAGGUGGAGCUCUUAGAACGUAGAAUUUGGAAUUAGUGUUCUCCACCCCAAACCCCUUGUUUUGAACCACCUGGAGACUGAAGCUACAUAUUUGUCAGGUCAGAACCAAGGAAGUCGGUGCAAGGCAUAAAGGGAAGGAGCAGAACGGGUCAAAGUCCACAAGUUUUGCAUAGACCUAGCUAGAAGUAGCAGUCAUGUCCCUUGCUAAGUUCUCUGUGAUGAGAUUAUGUGAGUAUUUACCUAUUUCUUUUGAUCAAAACCUAAGCUCUUAGUGGAAGCAACAGAUCUGAGCUGUUUAGAGAAGCUGGGGACAAUCAGGUUCUAAGGAAGUUUGGCUUUCUUCAAUGGCAGAAGAAAGAACAAAUGCCCUCCUAUUUAUGCCUGGAGAGAAUUAAGAAAUGUGAACAACAUACCAAUUCAUGAACUUCAG
Falco peregrinus (peregrine falcon) is the source of this 8588-nucleotide messenger RNA. It is a transcript of the gene BEND4, whose product is annotated as BEN domain containing 4. The record is from RefSeq and is a predicted model, not a curated record. NCBI's taxonomy places the organism in Eukaryota, Metazoa, Chordata, Aves, Falconiformes, Falconidae. Gene Ontology annotation, molecular function: DNA binding.